GUAGUUUCGUUUCCGCCCAAUUUCUUGUGAUGGCGAAGCCAGCAAUACUAGCCUUGCCGACGAGCGGACGAUUUUAUCCGAAACCAGCAGAAACGUUGAUCUGGAUCGAGAAGAUUCUUGUGUUGGGGUUGCUACUGUGGAUAGCGUGAGUUCAUUGCACGCCUCGCGGGCAGCCUCGGUGGACACUGAUGCUAUACGUCGUCUCCUUCGACCUGUUAGAGAAAAGCAUUCUUCUAAAGAGGCAGAGGAGGUGCGCAUCACGAGGUUGCAUCGCCAUGCCCUCCAAAUAUCGUCCGAUGUGGAGUCGUCACUUGACGCAAUUCCAUUGCUGGAGAGUAUCGUACACAGCUUUGUUCUUAAAUCAGUACCCAUUCCAUCACACCUCUUGGCAAUUAAGUUCGCCAGCUGCAAACUUCUCGCGAACUUGUACUUAAAGUCAGAAAACUUCGAGGCCUCUCUAAAGCUGCUAAAAUUGGCCGUGGAGCUAGAUUCAACGGAUCUGAGUAUUUGGCUGAAACUUGCGAGUACCGCGAUAAGACUCUGUCGAAUUUGCCUGGCGACGACUGCGCUGCUGCACAUUCUUGAUGUCCAGCCGUGCCAUCCACUUGCUCUUCACUUGGGCCUCCCCUACUUCCUCGCAAUCUCGGAAUUCGAGAGUACGUCCAUGUGUUCGACAUUCUUUCUUUUGCAUUUAGUUUGUCUGGAUUUGUCAGUUAAAACGCUGCUUCUUGACCCGUACAACGAGCCGGCAAUCUAUUGCAUCCAGAGGAUCCUAGUCCUUCAACCAAAUUUAGACCCCCUCAUUGAAAAGGUCCGUGGUCGUCGGCCGGACAUCCUGUCCAUUGAACUCCCGGAAGCGUCACGCAAGCAGAUAGAGGAGCGCGUUGAAACAAUUCGUGAAGGCUACCUUUCUCAUUUAAGGAAAAUGGGCGAGCGCGAAGUUAUCAAAACCGUUAAGUUUCCAGAUCCACUGUCCAAACUCUCAUGGGAACAUCUUUCUCGAGCCGUUGUAAGCAUGUUCGACAAGUUGAGUUCUGAAAACGCCACAAACUCAAUGCUUGACUUGGGUUCCCUGUUUGAUGGCGGUCAAAUUCCUGCUAAACAACUGCCAGGAGAGCCUAAGUCGCCUAAUCGGGUUCCUGCGAACGAUGCUCCCGGCGCCUGUCCUCCACCGUUGCCAUCCGACGCGAACGCCAAGACCCCGGAGCCGCUGGCGCAGCAACCCGAUCGGGUUCGAUCCGAGACCGCGGAACUUCCUCAACGUUGCGUCGGUGAUAAGGGCGAGGACGAUGAUCGUCCAAGAUCCUCGAAGCGAACUCGCCGAUCAGCUCUGAUGGUGGAUGAUUCCCCGCAAGGCACACAAACGGGUUCGACAGGCAACAUCGGGUUGGCGACUGCCAACGCCAGUCUCCCCUCAUCGACCCCGGCAACCGGUUUGCAGGCCAAUCCCGCUCUCCAGCAGCACACGCGGCAGCAGUGGAUUUCCAAGGCCAACCUCUUCCGUGGCCUUCUCCCAGCAUGCUUCAGAGAUUUGGCUCUACUGGAAGAAAAGGCGCGAAUCCAUGCUUCGGCCGAGAAAUCGGCAAAAAAGCCGGCGCGCGUCAGCAGACUCCCCGUAGUCACUGAGAGCAACUCAGACGAAUCCCCGGUGCCACCUUCCCCUGUGUCGGAAUGUGACAUGGUGACUGAAUUCCUGCGUGUUCUGGCCGAAGACAAGCCCAACAUUGUGUUCCUUGGGAUUGCUCUGCUCCUUCAAAUGUCUAGCCUCACGAAACCCUGGUAUAUUCCUUGUUGUCUUUUAAUCAUUGAAGAACCGUAUCUUGAAACACAACUCCUCAACGGUGUCUUGGUAACCUGUGGUUGCAUGCCUUUUAUUCCUAGGACACAGUCCUUUUCGACGGCAUAUCUGGCCGUUGCGGCUCGUGUUCGUCCGUGUCUCCCCACUUGGGAUCCAGACACCCUCCCAAAAGGUAAGGUGCCCCGCCAGCCGGUAGGGGACACCCUUCUCCCAGCCGAACUCCUGCGUCUUUCUGCCCUGCCGAAUUUCGAACUGCUUGUCAAUCUGCACACCGCGUACGCGGAGGUUCGUCUGGACGCCCUUGCCACUUGUCAGAGGGCCUCUUCGCAAAGCCUAACACCGCCUCGUGAUGUCGAGUUGGAGGCCCUGCGCAACGCCCUCAAAUCCGACACAGCACGGUUCGUAGCUUAG
Mesocestoides corti is the source of this 2209-nucleotide messenger RNA. Lineage: Eukaryota; Metazoa; Platyhelminthes; Cestoda; Cyclophyllidea; Mesocestoididae. The record is from the annotation of a GenBank genome assembly.